UAAUAUCGAGAUGACGGCCACAGUCACAGAGAUUCAGCGGACGAGUUGCUCUCGUACAAUGUUUCAUUCAUAAACAAGUGGAAACUGUUAAUUGUCACACCUGAUUGAAGCUACAACAUGGAUACAGAAGAUAGCACUCUUACAGAAGUCGAUCUAGAAGAAGGAGCAUCCACAGCACUGAUAGAGAAUAGAAAUGGCAACAACAACAACACCAAUACAGAUGUGCCAGAUAGUGUUAACGGCAACUCUAAAGUGCUCAAGAGAUUGGAGACGGUACCUGAUAUCAAGAGAGAUACAUCCGGGAUUACUACACAGUACAUCACAGCUGGUAUAGUAAAUCUGGGCGCAUUUGCAGCCGGCGUGUGCAUAGCGUGGUCAUCAUCAGCUCUGUUAAAUACCACUCAUGAGAUAUACACAGAUCAGGAAUCCGAUGUGACAAGAAAUCAAACAGACCCGCAUCCAAAACUUAUGCUAAGUUCUCUAGAGGCCUCAUGGGUGUCGUCUCUACUCUGUCUGGGCGCGGUGUGGGGCGCCGUGCCCACAGGACUCAUCUCUGAGAACUUCGGAAGGAAAAAGACUCUCUUAUACCUCGCACUACCACUUCUUGUCUCGUGGAUAUUAGUUGCAUCAAGUCCCAACGUGUACGGUCUGUACGUGGGGCGGUUCGUGGGCGGCGUGGCGGUGGGCGCCUUCAGCGUGGGCAUCCCGCCCUACAUCGAGGACAUCGCGGAGCCCCAGCUGCUGCCCGCACUCGCUAACUUCUACCACGUCCAUCUCUCCUGCGGUGUGCUUUUCGGUUACAUCUGUGGCUUGGCCAACAGUACAUCAUGGCUGUGUUUCUUAUCCGCCAGUGUUCCAGUCGCUUUCUUCGUGGCUUUCAUAUUUAUUCCCGAAUCACCAGCUUAUUUGCUAUCACAAGGGAAAAACAGCGAAGCCAAAGCUGCUUUACAAUACUUUAGAGGAAUCGAUAAUGACGUGAAAGCAGAAAUAAAAGCACUGAAAGAACAUACAUUGAACUACGCAAAGAAUAGAGUAACAUUUAAAGAAUUAUUCACUACAAGAACAAAUGUUAAGGCUUUAGUAGUGUCGUUUGGUUUAAUGAUUUUCCAGCAAUUAAGUGGAAUUUACCCAGUUUUAUUUUACGCGGAGAAAUUAUUCAAAACAUUUUCUAUUUCUUUAACUCCUCCAGGUGCUUCAAUUAUCCUCGGAUUCUGUCUCGUAUCUUCUACUUACUUCUCGACGAUGUUGCUAAAGAAAGUUAGAAGACGUGUUUUACUUCUUUUUUCGUUUUUAAUGAUGUCGAUUAGUUUAGGUAGUCUGGGUUUGUAUUACCAUUUCAAAGCAUCUGACGUCUCUAUAAAUAGUACGUGGAUACCGCUCUUCACCCUGUGCACUUUCGUGAGUGUGUACGCGGCAGGAGUUGGUCCCAUACCCUGGCUGAUGCUGCGAGAGAUAUUCCCCCCGCAUGUGACUAGAAGAGCUACCGCGAUUACAGUCGGCUUCCACUGGUUCCUCGCAUUUGGGGUUACCAAACUUUACCAGAAUCUGGUGAAUAUGGUCCAUCCUGGAUGGGCGCUGUGGCAUUUUGCAGUUAGUAGUAUAGUUGGUGCUAUUUUCGUAUAUUUCUUUGUACCGGAAACGAAAGGUAAGAGUUUGGAAGAUAUUCAGAAUGAGUUCGAUGGUAUCCAUAAAGGAAAGAAGCAUAGACAUGUUAUAGAAUUAGAAAGUAUAUCUGAGGGUUGAAAUUACGUAGUUUGUAUGUAAAUAGUAUAGGAAUAGAAUCAGUAUUUUAACAAGAAUUAAUAAAAUUCUUUUGGCCGUUGAAUUUGAGUUUAGUGCACCAGUUUUAGGAUUACUUAGAAAUUGUAAACAGACUGUGGUUAGUUUAGUGGUAUUUCGCUUUUAUAAUUAAUUAUUUAUUUAAGUUAAAUAAAUCUAGAUUUUAAUUAUACAGA
This is a messenger RNA of Papilio polytes (common Mormon), 1955 nucleotides long. RefSeq names its product facilitated trehalose transporter Tret1-like (gene st4). The record is from RefSeq and is a predicted model, not a curated record. The transcript has 7 exons. Lineage: Eukaryota; Metazoa; Arthropoda; Insecta; Lepidoptera; Papilionidae. Gene Ontology annotation, biological process: transmembrane transport. Gene Ontology annotation, cellular component: membrane. The coding region runs from base 118 to 1743 and encodes 541 amino acids. Gene Ontology annotation, molecular function: transmembrane transporter activity.